AUGCUAGUCCUCCAUCUGUUCUAUCCCGUAAUAACAAUAUCUGAGCUUGAAUACAUGAACAGGACAUCUAUCUUUGUGGCAUCGUCUGUUUUUGUGGCGUCUGCGUUCACUCUGUUUUGUUUCUCGAGACUAUUUCAAAGACCGCAUGUUAAAAAAGUCUCGUUCAAGCCAUCAGUGCCUCGUUUCACAUUAGGCGAUACGUCACUCCCUAAAGUUAUCGAAUUCGACAAGGGAAAUUUAACGCUUGAUUUCUGUACAUCCAUCUGUACACUGAUCAAUAUAUCUGAUUAUGACACAAGACAGAAGCUUAUCAUCAGUCUUCAUCAAGCUUCAUCAUUUCGUCGGAACUUUGAUGUCAUUAGGGACUCUAAGUGCCUAGAACUCCUCCUAUCUCUCCUGGAUUCUACCUCAGGGACGUUAUCAGGACGCCAGCAAAACCUAAACAUUCUUCACGUUGUAAUGAACUUGGUGUGCGAUCAACAAAAUUUUCCAAUCAUAAAGGACUAUCUCGAUGAUAUUUUAUUAAUAGCAAAUACAGUGGAAUACAGUGAUCAAGCAUGCGUUGCUCUUCAGGUCCUCGGUAAUAUAGCAUUAACUCCAGAUGGAUGCAAAUUGCUACGUAAUAAAUGUGGUUAUCUCUGUAAUAUGUUAAAAAUGGGCGAUCCAUAUGUCCUACGAAAUCUACUAGUAGUUUUUGUGAAUCUGUCCUGUGACAUAGAUUGUUGUGGUGAAAUUCUUACACAGGAUCAUGAGGAAUUUAUGAAAACUUUGGAGUAUUCAUUGUCUUCGAGUGCACCCAUAUCAGUUUCUCUGAAAAUGAUCGUUCUCCUCAAUAAUCUAUAUUCUUGGAUGAUACAGAAGCAAGAAACUUCACGGAAUUCAUCUGAUUCCUCACCCUCUUCAAAGUCUAUAGCUAAUUCACUUAAGAAUAAUUGCACUCUAGUUAAAUCGUGGAUUAUGUUCUUGAUAUCUUCAUCAAAAGACCCGGGUGAACUCGAAUUUCAUUUGCAAAAGCUUGCAUCUUCUUUGGAAAAGGUGGAAAAUUUCAACGUUGAGUUAUGA
Molecule: messenger RNA, 1062 nt
Organism: Schistosoma curassoni
Lineage: Eukaryota; Metazoa; Platyhelminthes; Trematoda; Strigeidida; Schistosomatidae
Source: the annotation of a GenBank genome assembly